This is a messenger RNA of Bursaphelenchus okinawaensis, 4294 nucleotides long. The record is from the annotation of a GenBank genome assembly. Lineage: Eukaryota; Metazoa; Nematoda; Chromadorea; Rhabditida; Aphelenchoididae.
AUGGCAGACGAACCAGAAAAACUGUCUAAACGGCAGAAACAUGAUUCUCUGAGUUUACCAAGCCCUUCAACACAUCCACCCCCAGGAACGAGUUCAAGUCCACUUACCCCAGCCUAUUCUUAUCUGCAUUUGGAUCCAGAGAAGAUUAUUAAAAACUACGGAAAAUAUGGAACAUAUCAGGUGGGUUUAUAAUAUUUUUUAAAAUUUGUAAUAUCAGGCAGUUCAAAUAAUUCUGUGCUUCCUAACACAUUUUUUAUUACAAAUCGUAUUUUACAAACAAUAGAUUUUAAAAUGUAAAAAUGUACUAUAUUAUAUAAUACAAUAAAUCUAAUAUUAAGUUUUUUAAAUAAUUCUGUGCCUUCUGACUCUGAUUUGAGGGGAGAGAGGCGCAUAAUUAUUCUAACAACCUAAUAUAAUACAGUAGUUUGAUCAAAAGUUAAAUUUUUUUCUAAAAUUUUUUAAAAUUUUGUAAAAUACGGUAAGGGUAAAAUUUGGCGAAAACACUUAACUUUUUGAACUUUAAAUUUUACCUUUUUAUGCCAAAUUGAUUCAAGUUGUUCUAUAGGGGUAUCAAAAAAAAAUCAGUAUUUUAAUGGAACUUUAAUGAAAAAAGUCAAAGUUUUAAAUUAUUUGAUUUUUAUGUUCAGAAUCAGCAUAAAAUUCUGCUGCAGAUGGCAGUAUUUUUGAUUUUUAAUUCGGGAACUAAAUUUUCAUUGUCUAACUGGUAACGCGUUGCCUCUUGAAGCAAAACUACGCGGGUUCGAGUCCGGUCGGGGAAAUUGAGAAGAAAAUGGCGGGAAAGGGUCAAAUAAAGUUUAAAAAAAAGUUAAAAAAAAGCGAAAGAGUUACAGUAGUGUUUAAAAAUGCCUAAAAAUGUCUUUUUUUAAAUGCGUCAUUAUGACGGAUUUAUAAAAUUUCUUAAUAUUCUGUAGCAUAUAUCUCAGUAGUAACUUAAUGGGUUCUAAAUUUAAUUUUAAACUUUAAUUAAAAUUCUUUUUAAAUUUAAAAAACAAUUUUUUUCAGAUGAUAAUCUACGCCAUGUCAAACAUGGGCAGUAUGAUCUACGCGAUGGAAACGAUGAUAAUGUCAUUAAUCGCAGCCGAACAAAAACACGUUUGCAUAUCAGACAAUGCCGACUACGAUAUGAUAGACAAAUGUACAGUACGAAAUAUUUAUACGAAUCUGACGAAAAAGUGUGGUACUGUAACUGACACUCGAUUCGAGUUUCCGAACUUCAAUCGAAACACCUUGAUCACCGAGUUCGAUCUGAUCUGUGACAAAAGUUAUUGGAGUCAGCAUGGUACGUCGAUAUUCAUGAUAGGUGGUCUGAUAAUGGCACCGUUCUUGUCUCAGAUGGCCGAUCGUUACGGUCGAAAGUUUUGUUUUUUAAUCCCACUUUGGCUUACUGUAUUGUCGAACAUUGCUUGUUCAAUGUCACGAAACUUCUACUUCUUCUUAUUGUUUAGGUUUAUUGCUGGACUGGGAACGGCUGUAAGUUUUUUUGGAAAUUUUAGGUAAAAUACGGACAAUACAAGGCAGUUAGACUUAGUGAUACUUAGUUGUACCGUAACUUGUAAUAAGAAUGAGCUUACUGUAAGUAAAGAUAACAAGAUAGAGCUUAUUGUAAGUAUAUGUAAAAAGAAUGUGCUUAUUGAUUUAUCUUUGAAUUGCUUUACAAUUUUAAAAAACUUCAGGGUAUUGGCACAGUGUCAUAUGUGAUUCAAAUUGAAAGUGUGACAGCUUCAUUCAGAUCGAUGACGCCGUUGAUUGGAACUUUCGUUUGGGUAUCUGGUUAUAUGGCUGUUGGUGUUCUUUAUCUUAUAUUUGAUGAUUGGAGGAAGCUAUAUUUGGCUAUGGCAUUACCUGGACUGGUCACUUUUUCUUUUUAUUGGUAAGAUUAUAACUUCAUACUAAAUAGAUCUUGAAGUACUAAAAAAUGUUUAAUUUAUGAAACUCAUUAAUACUUUUUUAGGCUAAUGCCAGAGUCACUGCACUGGUCGAUAACUAACAAUCGCACAAAGAAUGUUCAAAAGCAAGCUAAUUGAACUUAUUUUAAUACUAGCUAGGGCAAGGGCUAAGACUAAAGCUAGGGCUAGAGCUCUGGCUAGAGCUUUGGACUAUGGCUAGGCUGAGCUGAGUUGGGCUGUGAUGGACUGAGCUGAGUUGAGUUGGCCUGGCCUGGGCUAGACGAGUCUGGGCUGGGCUGGGCUGUUCUGAGUUCAGACAUGGGGAACGGGCUAGGCCUGAGCAAAAUUUAGGUCGGGCCGGGCCUGAAAAUCUCAAAAAAGUCCAGCCCGCUUGCACGUAAAAAAUUCGGGCUGGGCUUGAGCAAUACUCAGGCCAGUCCAUGGUUAAAAUUGAAGCCCGGCCCGUUUCCCAUUUCUAGCUGAGUUAAGCUGAGCUGGAGAUAGGACUAAGCUAAGAAGAAAUAACUAGCGUAUGAGUGAAACUAAGUCACGGUAUGACAAAAGUAAGGCAAAAGCAGGGUAAUGUAGACCCUAAUCAGAGAUUAGAAUACAUUGUUUUUAGGUACAUAAAGUCCUCAAGCAGAAUAAACAAAAGAGAAAUUCAACUGGUCGAUUGUAAAGUGACCGACCGAAGUGACAGCACGAUGGAACGGGCGUCUUCUCGUACUGUUUUUGACAUUUUCAAGAAGAAAUCUUUGUUGUUACAGUUGGUGCUACAUUGCUUUAUCAUGUAAGUGAUUUUUGAUUUUUUUAAAAUUAAAUUUAAAAUUUAAAUUUAAAAAUUUUUUUAGAAAUUAGCGAAAAAACGUAUUUUACAAUUUAAAAUUUUAAUAUAAAACCCCUAUUUUUAAAAUCCACACCAAUACUUACCACAUAUAACUUUUUAGGAUGACAAUGAAUGGCACUUACUGGGCCUUAAGUUUGUUCAGUGUUGAUCUACAUGAAGAUGAACUGGUCGGUUACUUCCUCUCGGGUCUGGUCGAAUUACCAGCCGGUUUCAUAGCCAUAGCUUUGUUGAGUUAUUUCGGCAGAAGAACGGUCACAUUUCUGUCGUUUAUUUGCACGGCUAUUUGUAUGUUCAUGGCUGUGCUGUUGCCUGGUAGGUUGGGAAAGGGGGUGGAGAGAUGAGGGGGAUGGUUGGUCUAAUUGACAAGUUUUUUUUGUGAUUUUUAGUUGCAGUAUGUUCUUGUUUUAGCCAAAAUUUUAAAAAAUGAACUUUGUGUUUACGACAGCGAGAGUUUUGUUAGUUUUUUUGUUUGCAUGUUUUCGUGUUGGGACCCAUUUCACCAUAACAAGAUUGGGUCAAAUGGAUUCCUUUACAAAAAUUCGUUUAACUAAAAUGGCUCUAUUAAGAUUUUAUUGCAUUUUUAAAUCUUUUUUCGUGGUGGGACCCAGUUGAACAUAUUAUAUGCCUUACGUAAUUGUAUCAAAUGGGUCCUACAACGAAAACUUAUUAAACAAAAACGGCUUCAUUGAGAUUUUACUGUAUUUUAGAAAUUUUAACUUUAGCUGCGUCUCAUAUUUCACAAAAAGAAUUUUUACAUUUUAAAGAAGUUUUUAAAAAUAAAAAAUUAUAUUUAAAAAAAUAUUUUAGGUAAAAACUACAUAAGUAUGUCAUUCCCAUUGUUAGCCAAAAUGUUCAACAGUAUAACAUGGGCAUCUGAACCGUUAUUGAUUGGAGAAAUGAGUCCGACUUCAGUUCGAAAUGUAUUUUAUGGUUUAGUUGCAUUUGUUGGGGAGAUUGCAUCAGUUUUUGCACCUUAUCUUAAUUACCUUGUAAGUUCAAACAAUGGGCUAGGGUAGGGUUCUGGGCUAGGGUUCUGGGCUAGGGCUCUGGCCUAGGGCUCUGGGCUAGGGCUCUGGGCUAGGGAUCUGAGCUAUGGCUCUGGGCUAGGGCCCUGGGCUAGGGUUUUGGGCUAGGGUUCUGGGCUAGGGUUCUGGGCUAGAGCUACGAACAAUAAUAUAGCAUAAGAGUAGUGAAAGUAAGACAAGUGUAAUACAAAAGUUUGGAAAAGCAGGGUAGGGCAUCACCUAAUUGAAUAUUACAUUACGUUGUAGAUAUUCAUCACUACCGUAUUUUAUUCUCUAUAAUAUCAAAAAUUUAGAAACAAAUCCACGAGCUAGCCCCUCCAAUCACGAUGACAACAAUUGCUUUGUUAGCUGGUGCUUUUGUCCUCACUUCACCAGAAACCAAAGAUAAGGCGUUGCCAGAAGACCUUGAUGACUUUGAUGAAGGUCCAUUCUAUCGAUGGCUUAGUGGGAAUAAAAAAGAAGAGGCACGAUUAGAAGAUGAUAAACAAAAAGAAAACAAUGUUCCAUUACUGUGA